Messenger RNA from Silurus meridionalis, 2129 nucleotides. RefSeq lists its product as uncharacterized. Bases 210 to 1451 code for a protein of 413 amino acids. The transcript is spliced from 5 exons. The record is from RefSeq and is a predicted model, not a curated record. NCBI's taxonomy places the organism in Eukaryota, Metazoa, Chordata, Actinopteri, Siluriformes, Siluridae.
UACGACCCAUUCAGGCACGAAAACUUGUGUCUGCCUGGAGCCAGAUCAAAGUAAGUUCAGAUAGCUUGCUAAGUUCUAGAGACAGCUGCAGUGGCACACAGUCUUCUUCAUGCUCAUCACCAUCCCCAACAUUUGGCAAGGCUUCCACGGUUGCUUCUGAUUGGGCUGACAAUUUUAAAAUACCAUGGGAGAAGUUGCCAGAAGCAUUGAUGCAAUGUUUAGAAAGGCAGAAAAGACCAACCCCAAGAUUGCGACGAGAUAUGGUGAAAAUUGUCAUGUCCGAAAUGAUGAAGAUAUGCAAGUCUCCAAGUAAGCAAAACUCUACAGCUAUUGCCAAAAAGAUGGUGGCCAAAUACCCUGCAUCCUUGCAGGAUGUUAUUGAUGGUGAUAUAGUUGGUGCAGGAUAUCACUCACUACUUAAGCAGAUCCAGAAUCGUGUAGAAAAUGUGAAAAGGACCAAUGUUCCGAAAAUUCUAAAACGCAGCAGAACAGAAGACUCUGACACAGAGGAGAUUCCUGCUGAAAGAAAGGCAGCGGUUCAAGACACUUAUGGCUGUGUAAAUUGGAAUGUAAAAUUUAUGCCAUUGAAUGAGACCAAAGAGAGCCAGCUGGAAAAACAAGAAAUUAUGAAGAUGAAGUCUAAAGAAACAAAUUUUGAUUUGGAAGAAGUUAGCAACCUCCUGAAAGCAACAUACUACACACAGCGCAGAGACAUAAACAAUGGAGCAAGCAUACACCAGCUUUGUGAGAACUGGCCAUUUCUAUUUCAAGAGGUUGGUAUGUGUACACACUUCAAGCAGCUAACUGGAAUUGAUCUGAAGGAGAUGUUUCUUAAAAGCUUGGAUAAAAAAGGACAGCGGCUCCUGAACUUUCUUAAAACAGUUGGUGCAGAAAAGAAACCAAAAGUUCUGCAGACUGCUGCAAAACUAGAUGUUUUGAGGUGUCAACCUGAAGGAUGCAGUGAGGAUUUAAAAGAUGUGGUGCUUCUUCUGCUUGCCUACUUCGAUGAAAAGGAAGAAGUGAUGUUUCAUUAUGUGGAAGAGUCUUGCCUUGUGGAAGAUGUGGAUGUAGACAACUUACCAGCAACACCCUGCAUCAUUGUCUGUGAAAGAAAAAAAAAAUUUAUUCAGGUUUUGUUUUACUUUGCUGGCACCUCAUGCUACACAUCAAAGCUUUUCAUGCUGAGCAUCGACCAAAAGAUUUCAACUCCGCACAUUUCUACAUUCGUCACAGCAAUUUGCAUGAUGUUUAGCAGUUACUAUUGUUUUAACAUACAUUACCCUUUGGAACUUGGUUCUACUCUGGAAUUCAUACAAAGGUGCUUCUUCAGCAUAAAUCCAGAGAAGGGAACCAAAGUUGAGUCAAGAAAAAACAAAAAACAGCUUCCAGUGAAUCCCAGAGUCCUUACACUCAUAGCAGACCUUGCUGAUCACGAAUGGAGAACAGACUAAGGUUGGACAAAAACGUCUUUGACAAAUGUCUGAGGAUAACCUUGGCAGUGACGAUGCUUUUCAAAUUUAUACUGGAAGAUGCUUUGAAUGUUGAAAAUGACUUGAGAAUGUUAAAAAAUAUACUACUUUGUUCUUAUGGUAUGUUUGUUCUUAUGGUAUGUUUGUUACUAUACCAGUAAUUAUUUAAGUAGUGAGUACUUAAAAUGUCACUUUUGCAUUAAUCGUGACAAACUUUUUUCUCUUUGUAUUUCCUUGAUUAACCUUUUGUUUGUAUACUGUAUUGUAAUUAUGGUAUGUUUUUUACUAUACCAGUAAUUAUUUGAGCAAAAAAAAUACUUAAAAUGUCACUUUUGCAUUAAUAAUUGAAUGUCGCUAUAAUCGCUAAAAUAACUUUUUUUUCUCCUUGUAUUUCCUUGAUUAACCACAUGCCAUUAAGAGCAUAGAAUACUGCCUUCUGGUAAAGACUGUAAUAAUUUUAAAUGUUUAUUCUGGAAUACAUUUUCCUGCUGUUUUAAGGAAAAGAAAAUAGUUGUUAUUGUAUAUGUUUGUGGUAUUAAAAUAAAAGGUAUAUUUUGCUAUAUAUUGCUUUCCUUACCAGUUCUGGGUGUUAUUGAAUAAUUUAUCAACUUAAAUUUUUCUGAUGCUGCCAGUUUUUAUUGUCAAUUUUACAGUUCACUU